UCCUGAAACAACACCUACCUAUGUCUUACCAGUUCCCAGUGAUUUUUUUGUGUAUUUUUAUUAUAGUUUUCAGUGUUUUUAUUUCAACUUGAAAAUGUUUAAGUGCGAUCAGUGUAUCCAAAUGUUCUCUAGCAAAGAUAAUUUAGUUAGACACAAUAAAUUCCACAUUAGAGUUCAGUUUACGUGUGAAAUAUGUCUUAAGACUUACACGUAAAAAUAAUUUGACAAAACACAUUAAGAAUAAGCAUGGGGAGAAUGGGGGAAUCCGGUCACCUAAGCGAAUAAUCAAAUUUCUCUGAAAAUAAAAAUGUAUCCAAUAAAGUUGCAUUAUAUAGUGAAGCAUAAACAUGUUAGCAACAUCGUCACCAAGUUUCGAGUUCCUAAUAUUGUUUUACAUAAUGAACAUGAAAUCGCUCCGGAGAUUUUUGUUCCCGACAUACUUGCCGGUCCAUCAGAUGAAAUUAUUGUUUCCGACGACGAAUUGUGUGUGCUGGCGAUGAUGGAAGGCGCUGAAAAUAUCGGUUUUUGCGAAGGGCUUGAAAAUUAUAAUCGGGGAAAUUCGAAGGAUGUUGGUCAGAUAAAGAGAGCCAGGUUAAAUUUAGUAGGAAAUGCGACUGGUUUUAUCAACGUUGUUGGAUCAUCUUUCAAUAAUAUUAUCACUUGGUAUUAUAAAAAAAAACUUGGAAAAUAUAUUCAAUCAUUCUAUCUUUCUCAGCUCAAUAAAAUCAGAACUAAUCGAAAUUUUAAAAUCAUCAUCAAAACCACUCAAAUUCAAUCUUAAACUAGAAGCAACAUAUAACAAACCACAUGUAGAUAAUUCGUCCGUGAACAGAGCGUUCAAGACCUCGGCCAGGGCGAUUCUCGCGGAUACAGAUAUUGAAAACGAUAUUAAUAAUACGUUUAAAAAUAUAUUAUGCGAGGAAGAUAUAUACCAGGGCAAAGGCAGUGGGUUCACAUUCGAAAAAAUCGACGGUGUAUCACUAGGCAUAUAUAAUUAUAUACCGAAAAGUGGCUCUUCGUAUCUACCUUUACCUACUUACAUAGAAAAUAAAAAAGCCACCAUUAACCCGCAAAACAACGAUGAACAGUGUUUUAAAUGGGCUAUUCUAGUCAAACAUAUCACGGGAGAGAAAAAACAUAGUCAAUUUAAAUAUAAAUUAUUUAUUUAUUUUAUUUACUGAUUUAUAUAUAUAUAUAUUUAUUUUUUUUUGACGUCCAUUUGUCCUAGAUUGUUCUGCUUAACAGAGUUAAUUCCGCACUACGGUUCGGUAAUGCUAAGUUAUUGACUACGGUUUAACUCUUGACGACCCUAAAUAAAUAGAUGGGUUAGUUUAACUCUACUGAUAAUAACUUUACUCUAAAUAAUCAUAUUCGAACACAGCUCUGGGGCACUACAUAUGUCACCAAAGGUGCACAUUCAAAACAUUGAAGAAGUCACAAAUGGUUAAAGUCGACAACAAUAACUUGAUUAGUACAACUCCAAAACAUCCCGUAACACAAGAUAGAAUCAUUUGAGGUUACAUUUAGCCCGUUGUCAGGAGUUGUUCGUAGCUUGGCCCAAGGGUAGAUCGAAAGUUGGUUAAAUGGGAGCGGGGCAAAUAGGAAUACUAUUACCAUAAAUCAGGGAUGAGCAACUGGCGACCCGCGAGCCUUUUUUAUCUGGCCCGUGCUAUAUUUUUAAAUUACAACGUACAAUUUUAAAGUUAUCGUCUACCCUCUAUCUUAUCGAUGUAAUAAUUGUUAUCUGGUAUUAAACAUUGUUAAAUGUCAUAUGUAUGUAUACGUAUAGCUUUCAAACAUAACUGUUAGUAACGAACUAUUUAACUACCUAUAUCAGUUUCAUCGUAUCAUUCGUGUCGUGGUGUCUUAUGUGUUGAAUUUAUUAUUUCGGUGUAUAUGAAUGCUAAUUAAAAUUAAUACUUUGAAUAACCUGUUUUUUUUCCUACGCUUUGAACAGCUGGAUUUUAAUUUUCUAAAAAUUGAACCUCUAGUAAUUCUGAUUUGCCCAUCCCUGCUAUGUAUUAUGCUAUAAUUGAUUAUCAUAGGACAUACUUAUUACGGGGGAGGGGCACUGACGUAACUAUACACAUGGGGGUCCUAAAGUCAAAUAUAAAAUGGGGCUCCCUAACCAAAAAAUGUAAAUGGUCUUAAUAAAUCCCCACUUCUUUCCCUCCCAUUGAGUAAUCAAAACCAUUGUAUCGUUAAAAAUUUCAUAAAAUACAAAAUAAUUCUAUGAACUAACUUUUUUUAAAUAUUACAAAUUUUUAAGGUAAAAUCAGUAUUAAUAUUUCAAGAGCUCUUAGUAAAAAACCAUGUACAAAAUGGUUAACUUAAGUUAAAUUACUGCAAAUAGCAAUCGUCCUCGUGACACGACUCUCCCGCUCAUCGGCUAUGGAGUCGCGAUAACGAAUAUUUAUAAACAGUAAUAAAAUUGGAUAUUUCAAAC
Messenger RNA from Sipha flava (yellow sugarcane aphid), 2446 nucleotides. RefSeq lists its product as uncharacterized. Bases 308 to 781 code for a protein of 157 amino acids. NCBI's taxonomy places the organism in Eukaryota, Metazoa, Arthropoda, Insecta, Hemiptera, Aphididae. The record is from RefSeq and is a predicted model, not a curated record. The transcript is spliced from 4 exons.